This is a messenger RNA of Megalops cyprinoides (Indo-Pacific tarpon), 2298 nucleotides long. RefSeq names its product atlastin-2-like. Gene Ontology annotation, molecular function: GTPase activity; GTP binding. Lineage: Eukaryota; Metazoa; Chordata; Actinopteri; Elopiformes; Megalopidae. The record is from RefSeq and is a predicted model, not a curated record. The coding region runs from base 22 to 1755 and encodes 577 amino acids. Gene Ontology annotation, biological process: endoplasmic reticulum organization; protein homooligomerization. The transcript has 14 exons.
GAUUAUUUUAAACAGAACAAGAUGGCGGAGAAGAGCGGGUUGAGGAAUCGGAAUCAUUCCGAACAAAAUUGCAAAAGCAACAUCUUUGAGGAAGGUGUCAGCGGUGUGGAGGACGUGCCCCCGGUGGAGGCGCCGCCCGACGGCGAGGACGAGGCGAUGGAGGAGGCGGCCCGGCCGGUGCAGAUUGUGCUGGCCGACGAGGACGAGCACAACUUCGAGCUGGACGAGCGCGCCCUGGAGCGCAUCCUGCUGCAGGAGCACGUGCGCGACCUCAACGUGGUGGUGGUGUCCGUGGCCGGGGCCUUCCGCAAGGGCAAGUCCUUCCUGCUCGACUUCAUGCUCCGCUACAUGUACAGCCAGACUUCCGGCUCGUGGCUCGGUGGGGACGAGGACCCCCUGACCGGCUUCACCUGGAGAGGGGGCUGCGAGAGAGAGACGACGGGGAUCCAGGCAUGGAGCGAGGUGUUCGUGGUGGACAAGCCUGACGGCAGCAAGGUGGCUGUUCUUUUAAUUGACACUCAGGGGGCCUUUGACAGCCAGUCAACCAUCAAAGAUUGUGCCACAGUGUUUGCACUGAGCACCAUGACCAGCUCUGUACAGGUUUAUAACUUGUCUCAGAACAUACAGGAAGACGAUCUUCAACAUCUUCAGCUCUUCACAGAAUAUGGACGGCUUGCCAUGGAGGAAAUCUAUCGGAAACCCUUUCAGACCCUAAUGUUCCUCAUAAGAGACUGGAGCUACCCUUAUGAGCACGCCUACGGUUUAGAAGGAGGGAAGAGGUUCUUGGAGAAGAGGUUGCAGGUGAAGCAGAACCAGCACGAGGAGCUUCAGAACGUCAGGAAGCACAUCCACUCCUGCUUCUCCAACAUCGGCUGCUUCCUGCUGCCGCACCCCGGCCUCAAAGUCGCCACCAACCCCAGCUUUGACGGGAGAUUAAGAGAUAUUGAUGAUGAAUUCAAGAAGGAGCUGGAGAACCUCGUGCCACUACUGUUAUCCCCGGAGAGCUUGGUUGAGAAGGAAAUUGGCGGCUCCAAAGUGACGUGCAGAGAUCUGGUGGAGUAUUUCAAAGCCUACAUCAAAAUCUAUCAAGGGGAGGAGCUGCCUCACCCCAAGUCCAUGUUACAGGCGACUGCUGAAGCCAACAAUCUUGCAGCUGUUGCGGGAGCAAAAGACACUUACAACAAAAGCAUGGAGCAGGUUUGCGGAGGAGACAAGCCGUACAUCGCCCCCGCCGACCUGGAGCGCAGCCACGAGGAGUUCAAGCAGUGCUCCGUCCGCCAGUUCCGCUCGGUCAAGAAGAUGGGCGGGGAGGAGUUCUGCCGCCGCUACCAGGAGCAGCUGGAGCACGAGCUGGACGAGGCCUAUGCAAACUUCGUCAAGCACAACGACGGCAAGAACAUCUUCUACGCCGCCCGCACGCCGGCCACCCUCUUCGCCGUCAUGUUCGCCAUGUACAUCAUCUCAGGAGUGACCGGGUUCGUCGGUCUGAACACUGUCGCCACCCUCUGCAACCUGGUCAUGGGCGUGGCGUUGCUGUCGCUCUGCGCCUGGGCCUACGUCAAAUACUCAGGGGAGUUCCGGGAACUGGGAACCGUCAUCGAUCAAGUGGCGGAAACCCUAUGGGAACAGAGGACCCCAAGAAAGGUGUUUACCAAACUCUUUGAGCUGGCGAGGAGUCGAAUCACGUGGCGCUCUUUUGUACCAGCGCAGAGAAAGAGACUGUCCUCAAACAACAAUAUCAAGAAGAAAAAUUAGCCACUACCUUUUUGUGUGUUCAGUUUUAUUUUUGUGCAUUUUUUUUUGUUUUAUUUAGUAGUUCAUGGUCAAUAGCCAUGCUGGCCUAGAUUAAAUCUGAAAUGUGUACCUGGUUCACACCACAUGUAGAAUACAGGUUGGCACCUUCAUCUUUUUAAAAGCUUUUUUCUUUUUUCCUUUUGUAUUCUGAGGGGACCUUUCUGGCUGGGGUGGGGGGGGUGUCUGGCUAAUCAAGAUUUUCUUAUUCACGUUCUUGCACCACGUUUUCAAUUCAUGAUUUCAACUGCCAUCGUUUACAUUUUUUACUCUGUAAUGAAUACGAUGCAUGAUGCGUUUUGGUUUCAUUUCUCAAGUCCUUCCUUGUUCAUUGUUCGUUGUUCAUUUGAGUGAUUGUUUUUUUUUCUGUUUUGGUCUCAUCCCCCUCCCCCCAUCUCCUCUCUGUCUCGCAUUCCCACUCUCCAGGUGUUGAAGCCUCUGAGUGAUCGCUAUAUGGAAGAUAACAUUAGGCAGAGUGUGGCAAACUCCAUCAAAGCCAGUCUGACU